AUGUUGAGGACUUUUACCAGGUCUUUGUUGCUCAGGGGCCAAAAACCAGGGCUGGCAAGAAGAAGAUGCUAUGCCACCGCGAAAGUGGCAUUUGAUGUGCCGCUGGAAACCCACACAGAUGUGCAGAAAGCUCAUAAAGACCUUGCAGAGGCCAGAACCGAUUCUGCAGAAGUUGUAGAAUCGGGCACCACUGCGCUGAAACACGCAUACCAAGAAAACACCGGAUUUGGGACCAGACCCAUAUAUCUGGACAUGCAGGCAACGACUCCAACGGAUCCACGAGUGUUGGACACGAUGCUGAAAUUUUACACCGGUUUGUAUGGUAACCCACACUCAAACACGCACAGUUACGGAUGGGAAACCAACAAGGAGGUGGAAACGGCCAGAAAACACAUAGCAGACAUGAUCAACGCAGACGUGAAGGAAAUCAUCUUCACAUCUGGAGCGACAGAAUCGAACAACACAGCUUUGAAGGGAGUGGCCAGAUUUUACAGCAAAACGAAAAAGCACAUAAUCACAACGAGAACGGAGCAUAAGUGUGUUUUGGAGGCCGCCAGAGCCAUGAAAAAUGAGGGAUACGAUGUAACAUUUUUGAAUGUCAACGAGGACGGGCUCAUCGAUUUACAGCAACUAGAAGCUGCUAUUAGACCGGACACUUGCCUUGUGUCGGUAAUGGCUGUUAACAACGAAAUCGGUGUUAUGCAGCCCAUAGCAGAAAUCGGUGCUUUGUGCCGGAAGAAGAAGGUGUUUUUCCAUACGGAUGCCGCUCAGGCGUACGGCAAGAUCCCGCUAGACGUUAACAAGAUGAACAUCGAUUUGAUGUCAAUAUCCUCACAUAAGAUCUACGGCCCCAAAGGUAUGGGUGCAAUUUUUGUGAGAAGACGUCCUCGUGUCAGACUGGAGCCCAUUAUUUCCGGCGGUGGUCAAGAGAGGGGGUUGAGGUCGGGUACUUUGGCACCUUCCUUGGUGGCUGGAUUCGGAGAGGCUGCCAGACUCAUGAAGCAGGAGUUUGAAGCUGAUUCUGCGCAUAUUGAAAGACUUUCAGAAAAGCUAACAAAAGGUUUGCUAGCAAUCGAACAUACGUCUUUGAAUGGGUCCCCCGACCACCGCUACCCUGGCUGCGUUAAUGUGUCCUUUGCAUAUGUUGAAGGCGAGUCGCUUCUUAUGGCUCUCAGAGACAUCGCUUUGAGUUCGGGCUCUGCUUGUACUUCUGCCUCUUUGGAGCCAUCGUAUGUCCUUCAUGCGCUGGGAAAAGACGAUGCUUUGGCUCACUCUUCGAUCAGAUUUGGUAUUGGCAGAUUUACCACCGAUGAGGAGGUCGAAUAUGUGAUCAAGGCGAUUACAGAAAGAGUUGAAUUUUUGAGAGAGCUGUCACCACUUUGGGAAAUGGUCAAAGAAGGUAUCGAUCUCAAUUCCAUUGAGUGGUCAGGCCACUAA
Messenger RNA from Lachancea sp. 'fantastica', 1437 nucleotides. The record is from the annotation of a GenBank genome assembly. NCBI's taxonomy places the organism in Eukaryota, Fungi, Ascomycota, Saccharomycetes, Saccharomycetales, Saccharomycetaceae.